Molecule: messenger RNA, 835 nt
Organism: Loxodonta africana (African savanna elephant)
Lineage: Eukaryota; Metazoa; Chordata; Mammalia; Proboscidea; Elephantidae
Gene: GJB7
Product: gap junction protein beta 7
Exons: 1
Coding region: 38-835 (265 amino acids)
Biological process (GO): cell-cell signaling
Cellular component (GO): connexin complex
Molecular function (GO): gap junction channel activity
Source: RefSeq, a predicted model, not a curated record
UUCUUUUGCAGAGUCUUGCCUUUCUUGAGCCUGAGUCAUGAGUUGGAAGUUCCUCAGAGACCUCCUAAGUGGAGUAAAUAAAUAUUCAACUGGGAUCGGGCGGAUUUGGCUGGCUGUUGUAUUCAUCUUCCGCUUGCUGGUCUACAUGGUAGCAGCAGAGUACGUGUGGAAAGAUGAGCAGAAAGAGUUUGAGUGCAACAUUAGACAGCCUGGUUGUGAAAAUGUGUGUUUUGACUACUUCUUCCCCAUCUCCCAAGUCAGACUUUGGGCCUUGCAGCUGAUCAUGGUCUCCACACCUUCGCUUCUGGUGGCUCUACAUGUAGCCUAUCAUGAGGGUAGAGAGAAAAAGCACAGAAAGAAACUCUAUGUCAGCCCAGGUGCAAUGGAUGGGGGCCUGUGGUACACUUACCUUAUCAGUCUCAUUGUUAAAACUGGUUUCGAAAUUGGCUUUCUGGUUUUAUUUUAUAAGCUGUAUGAUGGCUUUAAUGUUCCCUAUCUUGUGAAGUGCGAUUUGAAGCCUUGCCCCAACACUGUGGAUUGUUUCAUCUCCAAACCCACUGAGAAAACGAUCUUCAUCCUCUUCUUGGUCAUUACCUCAUGCCUAUGCAUUGUGUUGAAUUUCAUUGAAUUGAGCUUUCUAGUUCUCAAGUGCUUUAUUAAGUACCAUCUCCAACAAUACUCUAAAAAGCUUAAGACCUCGGUGUGUGAGUGCCACAACCUCAGCUAUGUCGAACGUGGUGAGAUAGGAGGCCCUCCCUUACUCCAGAAGCACAACUCAGACUCGGCCAUAAGCACAGCCCAGCAACCUGAAGCAAAGCUACUUUGUGACACCUAA